Molecule: messenger RNA, 845 nt
Organism: Hippocampus zosterae (dwarf seahorse)
Lineage: Eukaryota; Metazoa; Chordata; Actinopteri; Syngnathiformes; Syngnathidae
Gene: ssbp1
Product: single-stranded DNA binding protein 1
Exons: 7
Coding region: 189-632 (147 amino acids)
Biological process (GO): mitochondrial DNA replication; positive regulation of helicase activity
Cellular component (GO): mitochondrial nucleoid
Molecular function (GO): single-stranded DNA binding
Source: RefSeq, a predicted model, not a curated record
UGAGCUAUGAAUACAUUUUCAGUAAUAUUUUGUAUUAAGUUGACUGCGUAAGCGCGUGAAAGCGGAUCGUUGUUUCCCGAGCUCCCGGUUUCCGGUCGAGGGGGACUUCUUUCGCUGACGGACCCGGAAGUUUUGUGAGGUUAACUCGGUUUUCACUACAACAUUCACUUUUGGGAAACCUCGACAACAUGUGGAGAAGAGGUUCAGCACAGGUGUUCAGGCAGCUGAUUCGAAACAGCACCACUGACUCCAGCCUCAUCCUGGAGAGAUCAAUAAAUCGUGUCCAGUUGUUAGGCCGAGUGGGCCAGGAGCCCGUGAUGAGACAAGUGGACGGCCGCAACCCUGUCACCAUCUUCUCCCUGGCCACCAAUGAAAUGUGGCGCUCCGGGGAAGGCGAGACCAGCUCGUCGGGUGACAUCAGCCAAAAGACAACAUGGCACCGUGUGUCCAUCUUCAAACCCGGUUUGAGGGACGUGGCCUAUCAGUACGUCAAGAAAGGAGCCAGGAUACUUGUGGAGGGGAAGUUGGAUUACGGUGAAUAUGUGGACAAGAAUCAAGUGAGACGCCAGGCCACGACCAUCAUCGCAGACAACAUCAUCUUCCUGAGCGACAAUGUUCGCGACAGAACAUGAAGGCCUCCUUCUGCACACUUGUUUUCUUCUUUUUUUUGUGUACCCAAAACGCUGCGGAUGCCGCAGUGACAGACUUUUUUCAUACGACGCGAUUUGAAGACACACAAAAGGCGUGUUGGACUGUGGCGCAUCCUACUUGUGGGGAACAUCAUCCAGUCGGUACUCCAAAUGAAUCGCACAAUUCUUGCAUUGAUUUUGCAAUGUAGUUUGUGU